UCAGUCAUUGAAGUGAAUGCCUUUAAAAACAGUGGUUUUUGUUUAAUUUUUAUGGCUUGGCAUUUGAAAAUGUUAAAUUUAUUAUUUUUUUGGCAAUUUAUUGCCAUUGUUAACAUUGUUAGUUGUGAAUAUUUAACGGUAAAUACGUGCAGCGGACCCAUUGUGGGAGUUCCACAAAAAACAUUUGUCCAUCAAGUACCUUAUAUUUCAUACAAGGGAAUACCAUACGCUCAACCGCCUGUUGAUAAAUUGAGAUUUCGGGUGCCACGUUCAGUAAAACCAUGGACUGAACCUCUUGUGACAACUAAUGAAUAUCGGCCAUCUUGUCUUGUGAUUGCCCAAGCCUUUCUUUUCGGAUUGAAAUCGAAUCAAAGUGAAGAUUGUCUCUUCUUGAACGUAUACACGCCAGUUUUGGAGAAAAGUAAAACGAAAAGAAAGUUACCAGUGCUGUUUUAUAUACACGGAGGGGGUUUUAAUGAAGGUGAUGGAACUGAUGCCUUUCAAGCACCCGACUUCGUGAUGGAACAUAAUGCGAUACUUGUUGUAAUCAAUUAUCGCUUGGGUCCCUUUGGUUAUGCUAAUUUCAAUCUACACGGUUAUACCGGAAAUAUGGCUCUAAAAGAUCAACGAAAAGCAUUAAAAUGGACAAAAAAAAACAUAAAAUAUUUCGGCGGUGAUCCAGAUGCUAUUACAAUGAUCGGAGAGAGUGCUGGUGCGGUCCAGGUGCAUUUACAUCUGUUAUCAAAUUCGUGCAAGUAUAUUAAGCGUGCAGUGAUGCUGAGCGGCAAUGCAUUUAAUUACUGGUCAUAUUAUAAAAACAAUAACGUGGAUCUGUUCAGAGAAGCAUUUAAAAACGAACUGGGAGAUCAAACGAGCGAUGAAGAGGUAUUAAAUUACAUGAUCAAUGCACCGGCCGAGUCAAUUGUAGCAAAAUCGCCUGCCUUGGACAUAAUCUCUCGAACUACUCUUUUAUUUUAUUGGACGCCAGUGGUUGAAGAUAAACGAAAAGCUGUACAUCCAUUUCUUCUGCAAAAACCACAUGAUAUCUAUGCAAACAAUAAUUUUUGCGCAAAUUGUAGGAACGUAGAAGUUGUAUUCAGUGUAACAAGCUCGGAAGGCUUUUCAUUUCUCGAUUAUACGCAGCCGUAUGCAUGGAUUGAAGCAUUAAAAAGUAGUUCUUAUAUUGCAUUGCCAUAUCAUGGACUUACUUUGACACAAGAUACUGCGAAGUACCAAGCAGUGCAAAAUAAAAUCAAAAAGUUUUAUUUUGGUGAUGGCGAAAUUGAACAGACCCCUGAACGACUAAAUCAAUACGUACAAUUGACUACAGAUACAAAUUUCGUUAUACCGUUUUACGAGGCAAUGCGAUUACAUUCGAAAGUGGCAAAAACGUAUUGCUUUUAUUUUGAUAUAAAUUUGAAUACGAACAUUGUUAAAUUACCGAGAAAUCUUACUGACAUCGAGGGAAUGGGACAUAUCGAAGAUACUGGCUAUUUGUUUAAAAUAAAUGAACCCAAGUACAGUUUCUUGUACGAUCAAACAUUGGCAGAUCGAAGCAAUGAAAUAAAUCGAAAAACGAUUUGUGCGUGGAAGUUCGUCACCAAACUUUUCACAGACUUUGCCAGAAAAGGUUUGGUCAAAUACGACAAUCCAGUGAAAUCAGUAAAAAAUGCAAAAUGCAUUCAUAUUACGAACGAUGGUUUGCGGUCAAUCACACGACCACACGGACGAGCAAUUAAAUUCUGGAGAAAAGCCAAAAAUUGUCUAUAUCCAUUUAUUGUUGACGAAUUUUAAAUUUACAAAGAAUCAGAGGACAAAAUCCAAGUUGAAUUCAAUGUAAAAAUUAAAAUACAAAAAAUGUAUUAGUUUUCACCCAAAUAAAUAACUAAUUUACUAAUGUACGCGUUACCAUGUCAGAAAUAAAACGUUGUAAGCAAAAUACAAGCUUUCUUUCAAAGGA
Contarinia nasturtii (swede midge) is the source of this 1960-nucleotide messenger RNA. Its product is annotated as juvenile hormone esterase-like. The transcript is spliced from 12 exons. The coding region runs from base 52 to 1794 and encodes 580 amino acids. NCBI's taxonomy places the organism in Eukaryota, Metazoa, Arthropoda, Insecta, Diptera, Cecidomyiidae. The record is from RefSeq and is a predicted model, not a curated record.